Molecule: messenger RNA, 3120 nt
Organism: Artibeus jamaicensis (Jamaican fruit-eating bat)
Lineage: Eukaryota; Metazoa; Chordata; Mammalia; Chiroptera; Phyllostomidae
Gene: FAM20C
Product: FAM20C golgi associated secretory pathway kinase
Exons: 10
Coding region: 671-2422 (583 amino acids)
Biological process (GO): protein phosphorylation
Cellular component (GO): Golgi apparatus
Molecular function (GO): protein serine/threonine kinase activity
Source: RefSeq, a predicted model, not a curated record
UCGCCGAGAGGCUUGUCCGGGAGGGCGCAGCGCUCUGGGGACGCCGCUGCACCUGCUGUGGAUCUCGCCCGCCGCUCCGUGCGCCCCCACCCCCCGCCCCCGCCUCCCCCUCCGUGCCCACGAUCCUGAGCCCUCGUUCCCCUCUAGGUCCCCGCCUCCCGGCCGCAGCGCGAGAGAGCCGAGCCCUGCCCGAAGGAGCCGCCCCUUCUCCGUCUGGCCAGCCUGGCGUCUAGCGAGGCCCACCGAGCCCCGGAUCCUAUUGCGCCGCACGGUCGCCACCACCUCCAGGCCGCCGCGCCCCGGCCGGCAUGAGCCGCCGCGCCGGGUCCCUGCGCGCCUGAUGAGCGCGGCCGGAGACCGGAGCCGGCCACUUCGCGCGCCGGGCCUCCCCCGACUGCACCCCCAGCUCCCCGGACCAAGGCCAUUGGGCCCCGCCGCUGAGGGCGCGGCCGCUCCGGACAGUCGAGAGAGAAGGGCCCGGAGAUGGCCCGGCGAGCGUGCGGUUUGGCGGCGGGCUCCUUACACGUGGUGCGGGCUCGGGGACAGCCCCCGAGCUGGUAGCGGUCUGAAGCCAGAUGGACCUUGACCAGAGCCGCGGCGCCGAUUUCGUGCCUGGCCAAUACUAGAGGGGCUCGGGCGGGCCCGCUGGCGGAGAGCGCCGGCCGUGAAGAUGAUCCUGGUACGCAGGUUCCGAGCGCUCGUCCUGACAGUGUUUCUGGCGGCCUGCGCGCUGCACAUCGUGCUGGACCUGCUGCCCAAGCUGGAGCGGCGCGCCGCGCGGCCAUCGGGGGAGCCCGGCUGCUCCUGCGCGCAGCCUGUGGCCGAGGCGGCGGCCCCCGGCUGGGCCAAGGCCAGGGGCCGGCCCGGGGAGCCUCCAGCCCCCGCCUCGGCCGCCGGGGACUCGGGCUGGCCCAACAAACACACGCUGCGCAUCCUGCAGGACUUUAGCUCCGACCCUUCCUCCAACCUCACGUCCCACUCCCUGGAGAAACUGCCACCCGCAGCCGAGCCUGCGGAGGGCGGGUUACGGCGGCAGGAUCCCGGUGCCCUCAGGCCUCGCGACCCCGCGCACCGGCCGCUGCUCCGAGACCUCGGUGCCCGCCGGUCCGCGCCGCCCCCUGGCCCGAGCGGGGACGGCUCCCUCCUGGCCAGGCUGUUUGAACACCCGCUGUACCAGGUCGCCGUCCCGCCGCUAACGGAGGACGACGUUCUUUUCAACGUGAACAGCGACAUCAGGUUCAACCCCAAGGCGGCGGCAGAGAACCCCAACUGGCCCCAGGAAGGUCCCGAAGAUGAGGGAUUCUUGCCCACGGGGGAGGCAGUGGUGGACAACUACCCCAACUGGCUCAAGUUCCACAUCGGCAUCAACCGCUACGAGCUGUACUCCAGACAGAACCCGGCGGUGGACGCCCUGCUGCAGGACCUCGGUGUGCAGAAGAUAACGAGCGUCGCCAUGAAGUCGGGGGGCACACAGCUGAAGCUCAUCAUGACGUUCCAGAACUACGGGCAGGCACUGUUCAAGCCCAUGAAGCAAACUCGAGAGCAAGAGACACCUCCUGACUUUUUUUAUUUCUCCGACUACGAGAGGCACAACGCGGAGAUCGCUGCCUUCCACCUGGACAGGAUCCUGGACUUCCGACGGGUCCCUCCCGUGGCCGGCAGGAUGAUCAACAUGACCAAGGAAAUCCGGGACGUCACUCGGGACAAGAAGUUGUGGAGAACCUUCUUCAUCUCUCCAGCCAACAACGUCUGUUUCUAUGGGGAGUGCUCCUACUACUGCUCCACGGAGCACGCCCUGUGCGGGCGGCCCGACCAGAUCGAGGGCUCGCUGGCCGCCUUCCUGCCCGACCUGUCGCUGGCCAAGAGGAAGACAUGGCGGAACCCGUGGCGGCGCUCCUACCACAAGCGCAAGAAGGCAGAGUGGGAAGUGGACCCCGAGUACUGCAAGGAGGUGAAGCGGACGCCCCCCUACGACAGCAGCCACCGCAUCCUGGACAUCAUGGACAUGACCAUCUUUGACUUCCUCAUGGGAAACAUGGACCGCCACCACUACGAGACCUUUGAGAAGUUCGGGAACGAGACCUUCAUCAUCCACUUGGACAACGGAAGGGGGUUUGGGAAAUACUCCCAUGACGAGCUCUCCAUCCUGGUGCCUCUACAGCAGUGCUGCAGGGUCAGGAAGUCCACCUACCUGCGGCUGCAGCUGCUGGCCAAGGAGGAGUACAAGCUGAGCCUGCUGAUGGCCGAGUCCCUGCGCCAGGACCGCGUGGCCCCCGUGCUGCUCCAGCCGCACCUGGAGGCCCUGGACCGGCGCCUGCGCCUGGUGCUGCAGGCCAUCGGGGACUGUGUGGGGAAGGACGGGCUGCACCGCGUGGUGGAUGACGACCUGGACCCCGGGCACAGAGGCUCCACCGACAGGUAGUGACCGCAGCCGCCGGCCGGCGCUGACGACGGACACACGCGCCCACUCCGCGCGCUCGCCAGCCCACGGGACCGCGCCUGGACCCGGAACCUCGGACAUGCGGCCCUUCGGCAGUGGGUCCCACAGGACGUGUCUGUUCAUCUCCCCGACCAGAGAGCGUCGGGGGGGGCGGUGCCCAUGGACGGGGCGGCCCGCCCUGCAGUAUGGACGGGAAUCUUGUUCCCCAUUGUGUGUUUAUACACAGAUUUCACGUAUGUGAGUAGAGACGCCUGCACAGACCCCAGACUCUCACUGAGGGUCUCAUCCUGGGCCACGUUCCCUGCCAAGGGCCCACGGGCUUCUGACCGAACUGAGAAUAAAAGCCCUUUCUCCUCCCUCCCUGGACACACUGGGAGGGUCCCCUUUGAGAACACAGCCCUGGUGGCUGGCAUGGACUUGCGUGGACAGAUGAGCGUGUGUUUUAGAGUGACAAAAAUGACCAGUGACUCCGUUUCUCAGUGCUGCCCAUGAGUACCUGGGACUCUGCUGGGCGGCAGCCGGGGCCGAAGCUCAUCUUCUGACUCUGCUGUGGGGACUCGGCCUCUGCGUGUCCCACAGGGUCCUCCGAGUGUCCCACGGGGUCCUCCACGCGCCCCUGGUGCAUUUCUGUGGGUUAGUCUGCAAUGCAACGGAAGUGCAAUAAAGAUACACCCAGCGUG